Molecule: messenger RNA, 1515 nt
Organism: Diaporthe amygdali
Lineage: Eukaryota; Fungi; Ascomycota; Sordariomycetes; Diaporthales; Diaporthaceae
Product: kinase-like protein
Exons: 2
Coding region: 1-1515 (504 amino acids)
Biological process (GO): mitotic DNA damage checkpoint signaling; protein phosphorylation
Cellular component (GO): nucleus
Molecular function (GO): protein serine/threonine kinase activity; ATP binding
Source: RefSeq, a predicted model, not a curated record
AUGUCAGCUGCUGUCCGCCGCCGACAGCCAGAUGAUUUCCAGAUCCACCAAGAUGGCCCCUCGACAGAAGACACCGAGAUGAACACGGAUGCAGCUGGUGGCAGGGAGGAAGAGGACUAUGCAGACGAAGAAGACCAGGAACACGAUCAAGAACAGGGUCAAGAACAGGCGCAGGGAAAUGAUCAGGACGAGGAGGAACCUGAGCUUGACGAAGAGGACGAAGAUGAGGACGAGUCAGAGGAAGAAGAAAUAUUAGACGAUGAUAUGAGAAGGCUUCAAGACGCCUUCCCCGGCUUCAGGCGCAAGUACAAGCUCAUCAAGAGGAUCGGAGAAGGCACAUUCUCCACCGUUUACAAGGCUGAAGACCUGCAGUACGACCGCUACGAGAACAAAUGGGAUGUCGACAAGGAGAACGAGAGGUGGACGCCGCCGCCCCUGAAGCGACACAUCGACCGCAGCAGCAGCUCUGCGACAAUCGACAUGGCCUCGCAGCUCCCACCGCACACGGCUCGCCAGCACCGCACACGGUCACGAUUCGUCGCCAUCAAGAAGAUCUACGUCACGUCCUCCCCUACACGAAUCCUCAACGAGCUCGAGCUCCUCCAUGACCUGCGCGACUGCCCUGCCGUCUGUCCCCUGAUCACGGCUUUUCGAAGUACAGACCAGGUCAUCGCCAUCCUUCCCUACUUCCGCCACCACGAUUUCCGGGACUACUUUAGGAACAUGACCAUCCCCGACAUGGCCGUCUACCUGCGCUCGCUCUUCACGGCCCUGUCAGCUGUUCAUCGAAACCACAUCAUACAUCGAGAUAUCAAGCCUACCAACUUUCUCUACGAUCCUUCAACGCAACGUGGUGUUCUUGUAGACUUUGGUCUCGCAGAGCGUGAAGGCGAGGAUACUAAGCCUUGCUACUGCCACGAAGACCCGGCCGUCCGGAGGCAACGUCUGAAAGCAGCCGUUCUCGCCAAUGGCGGUCCACAUCACGGUUACCCAAAGAAUGAUACCCGUCCAUCUCGCAGGGCCAACCGUGCCGGCACUCGUGGGUUCCGUGCGCCCGAGGUUCUCUUCAAAUGCACUGAGCAAACCAGCAAGCUCGACAUCUGGUCCGCCGGCGUCAUCCUGCUUACGAUUAUGUCACGCCGGUUCCCGUUCUUCAACUCGGCCGACGAUGUCGAGGCUAUGAUCGAGAUCGCAACAAUCUUCGGCCAUAGAAGGAUGCGCAUAGCCGCGCAGCAGCAUGGCUGUAUGUUCGAUACUAGCAUACCCACUAUUGGGCAGAAUGGCUUUGACUUGGGCAAAAUCAUCAUGUGGAGCACCCUGCGUGACGAAAAGAAACAGCCUUUCAGCGAUGACGAGAGGAUUGCCUUGGACUUCCUCGCUCGCUGCAUGGAGUUGGAUCCAAGCAAGAGGAUCGAUGCGGACGAGGCACUGGAGCACGAAUUUUUGAUGAUGGGCAUAGAGAGCCAAGGGAGCGAGGAGGAGGACAUGGAUGUCCUUCCGACGGACGAGUACUAA